GUAUUGCUUUUUCUAACGGAGACAAAUGGAAGGUGUUACGGCGUUUCGCUAUACAGACGCUGCGUGAAUUCGGGAUGGGUCGGCGCAGCAUUGAGGAACGGAUCCAGGAGGAGGCCCGGUGCAUGGUGGAGGAUCUCGCCAAGACCAAAGCGGAGCCCGUUGACCCCACAUUCCUCAUCAGCCGUGGUGUCUCCAACGUCAUCUGCUCCAUUGUCUUCGGGGACCGGUUUGACUACGAGGACAAAAAAUUCCUCACUUUGGUUGGCCUGAUGAACAACAACUUCCAGCGCCUAAGUUCCUGGUGGGGGCAGAUGUACAACCUGUUCCCUCGUGUCCUGUAUUACCUGCCCGGACCCCACAACAGAAUUUUCGAGAAUUUCGAGAAGUUGCGUCUCUUUGUUCUGGAGAUGGUCAAGAUGCACCAAGAGACCUUGGACCCCAACUCCCCUCGCGAUUUCAUCGACUGCUUCCUUCUCAAAAUGCAGCAGGAAAAGAAGGACCCCCUCACCUACUUUCACAUGAACACCCUUGUGAUGACCACCCACAACCUGUUCUUUGGGGGCACGGAGACCACCAGCACCACCCUCCGUUACGGGAUCCUCAUCCUCAUGAAGUACCCUGAAAUGCAGGCCAAGGUCUACGAAGAGAUCAGCCGGGUCGUUGGCCCUCACCGUAGCCCAUCGUUUGAGGAUCGGGUGCAGAUGCCGUAUACUGAGGCCUUGAUCCACGAGAUCCAGCGGUUUGCUGAUAUCUUGCCAAUGGGGAUCCCCCAUGCUGUGACGACCGACACUGAAUUCCAUGGCUUCGUGCUCCCUAAGGGCACCAACGUCAUGCCUGUCCUUUACUCCAUCCAUAAAGAUGCCACCCAGUUCAAAGACCCGGAAGCAUUCGAUCCCACCAACUUCCUGGAUGAGAAAGGAGGCUUCCGUCGGCGUGAGGCUUUCAUGGCCUUCUCAGCUGGGAAGCGCGUGUGUCUCGGAGAGGGCUUGGCUCGCAUGGAGAACUUCCUCUUCCUCACCACACUGGUGCAGCGCUUCACCCUCCAGCCUGUGAUUCCGACAGAGGAAAUCGACAUCUCGCCAAUGAUAAGUGGCUUAGGGAACGUCCCUCGCCCGUACAAAUUCCGGGCCGUCCCCCGGUGA
Gekko japonicus is the source of this 1142-nucleotide messenger RNA. Its product is annotated as cytochrome P450 2F2-like. Gene Ontology annotation, biological process: xenobiotic metabolic process. NCBI's taxonomy places the organism in Eukaryota, Metazoa, Chordata, Lepidosauria, Squamata, Gekkonidae. Gene Ontology annotation, molecular function: oxidoreductase activity, acting on paired donors, with incorporation or reduction of molecular oxygen, reduced flavin or flavoprotein as one donor, and incorporation of one atom of oxygen; oxygen binding; iron ion binding. The transcript has 7 exons. Gene Ontology annotation, cellular component: cytoplasm; intracellular membrane-bounded organelle. The annotation marks the transcript as partial. The record is from RefSeq and is a predicted model, not a curated record.